GACCUCAUGUGGACUCGGACUCGGACACGCCCUGCGCGCUUUAAAUGGCGCUUUAUUAACUGGGCUGCUAUCCACACCGGCAUCGCACCGUUUGAUCUGCCCCGUCUGUGCUUGUGAUUAACAUAACACAAUCAAACUGACCCUCGCUGACUGCAUUCUAUACUCUGAUCUUGGAGUCAGCAAUUUAAACGCAGCUACACUGCCCUUAUAUCUAUUCGCGCGGCUCAGACGCCUCAGCCAUUCCGACCUUAUCUUUCCGGUUCCGAAUCGUGUGCCGUUCAAGUUCGAGGCAUUUGCACUUCUCCAAGUCACCAGAACCAUACUCGCUGCCACCGUCUGGUACCCGACCUAAGCAGAAGACAUCCUCGCCGAAUGCUACGGGACACAGACGGGCUGAAACUACAGACCAGAUUUAUUAGACAUUCUUUUUAACGACAAUGUCAUCACCCUCCGCUGCCGCAGCAGCCUCAUCGCUCCCACCACUAGACUCCUCACGCAACGCCUCCAGAACCGGUGGCUCUAGACGCCUCGGAAUGCAGACUGCAUCCCCCGCACGCCGUGCAGGCACUGGCUCUGCAACGCAGAUUAUCACACCCAACGGAUCUGCUUCUUCACGCUCAGUAUCGCCCGAACCACUCGUCCUGCGUCUCCGUGGCGCCCAUGAAGCCACUGGGAGCGACAGCGCGCGCAGCAGUCGCCGACGCAUCCAGUGGGCCGAGGAUGUGGUAGACAACGAAGGACUCGGGCGGAAGUCGAGUAAAGUCUGCUGCAUAUACCACAAGACACGGGAGUUUGGAGAAAGCUCCAGCGAAGAGGACAGCUCCAGCGAUAGCGAUUCAUCAAGUGACAGUGAUGACGGCGGGAGUGAUAGCCCCGAUGACGGCGGGGCGCGGAUGAGCGGAGGCCGAAGAGGAAGAAGACAUCCCCACGACCAUGCGCAUGGCGACGAUUGUGGGCACGGGAAGGGCAAGGGCAAGGGCAGGAGAAAACCCAGUCCGAAUGCCUACGAGAGAAUGCCAAAAUAUAAUACGAAGCGCCAGGAUCCUGUGCAGAGAUGAGACCUACGAAGUUGUACCGGAAAGGAUGGGAGUCUGUUUGGAGCGAGGAAGUGAUACAGCCAUAAGGCUUUCUAUGCAGAUGGGCGCUCUACGAAAGAUGGGCGCUCUUCGUGUCGAUUGCGGCCCUGCUUACUGGGACGUUGCCGCUACUUGCUGCCACGGCUGGAUAACGUGGGGGCUCAGCGAUGGCGUUUUCGGGUAAUGAAUUUGCUUGCCUUGCUGCUGGAUCAUUUGAAGGAGAGGAUCGUCCUGCUACCAUCGCCGCACCGACGUUGCCGCCGAUUCGUCUCUCGUGCUGUCAUAUUGCAAUGACAUCAGGUUUGCGAAACACGAAAACCCGUUGUUAUGAAGCAGGCGGAAGUGUUGACUUCAUUCUCUGCGGAACUUGAUACACCAAUCGCCAUCUCAGCAGCCACUGUGCAGCAAUGUCUCAACGACCUUGCUUGAAGCUGGCAAGGCCUCCGAAACCAAGGAUCUAUGCCCCGGCGUGUGUUCCUACGUCUUCUCUGAGAAAAAUUUGCUCUUUGUUGUUACAAGGCAUUGCCUUACGGUGGUGGAAGCACCCUUUUACGAAGGCGGGACCAUUAGCGAUACGAUCAUGGAAGAGAUGAAAAAGAAUAAUGCUUUGACCAUUUCAUUGCAUUCAACGAUUGACCACAUCUGGCCGUUUUCCUCUGACCUUCCACGUAUGCGAGAUGCGAUAGCUAGACUUCCAAACCGGAUGGUGAUACACGUAGUAUGUACUUCAGUGUGAUGAAUUCAACUUCGUCUAGUAAAACGGCUGUGACGGUAACUUCUCAAAUGAUUCUAAUAUCAUUUGCAUGGUCUUCCAGAUAACAUAUUAUGAGGCACUGCUGUCUUAGCGACAAAUUGCGAGAUAGAUGUGAUACCAGGAAAUGAACCUGCAAAUCUGCCUGG
Molecule: messenger RNA, 1976 nt
Organism: Exophiala dermatitidis NIH/UT8656
Lineage: Eukaryota; Fungi; Ascomycota; Eurotiomycetes; Chaetothyriales; Herpotrichiellaceae
Exons: 1
Coding region: 438-1058 (206 amino acids)
Cellular component (GO): nucleus
Molecular function (GO): protein serine/threonine phosphatase inhibitor activity; protein phosphatase 1 binding
Source: RefSeq, a predicted model, not a curated record